Molecule: messenger RNA, 567 nt
Organism: Bipolaris sorokiniana ND90Pr
Lineage: Eukaryota; Fungi; Ascomycota; Dothideomycetes; Pleosporales; Pleosporaceae
Exons: 2
Coding region: 47-511 (154 amino acids)
Molecular function (GO): oxidoreductase activity
Source: RefSeq, a predicted model, not a curated record
ACACCAAGUCUCGUUACGAGUCGUCAAAUCGUUCCACUUUGAGAAAAUGGCGGCCAACGGGCAUCGCGACAAAGGCCUCCCGCCAAGCAAGUAUCUGUGUCUGACCAUUCUCGGCUACCGCAAGCCAGGGUUAAGCGAGGAGGACUAUCGCCGCCACAUGAUAGAAGUAUCCGCUCCGCUCACCAAGGAUCUCAUGGCGAAGCACGGAAUCAAGCGUUGGACCGUCAUCCACAAUCCGCAAGAAACGCGGGAGCUCAUGAGUGAGCUGUAUGACGCACAGAUGGCAAACGUGGCCGACUACGACUGCUUCAGCCAAGUCGUGUUUGAGAGCGUGGGGGACUACAAGAGGCUGCGAGAGGAUCCAUGGUACAAGAGCCGUCUAUUUGGGGAUCACGAGAAGUUUGCCGAUACUAGUCGUAGCCAGAUGACGAUUGGGUGGAUUGAGGAGUGGGUUCACAAUGGCCAAAUUCGGGAGAGUAUGGACGCGCCAUGGCCAUCGCUGCAGGGCUAACGCUUUCGGCACAGCCAAUCAAUUGGCGGGUUUAUAGUGUAAUUUGUCGACUAGUA